This is a messenger RNA of Bacidia gigantensis, 660 nucleotides long. RefSeq lists its product as uncharacterized. The transcript is spliced from 6 exons. Gene Ontology annotation, cellular component: ribosome; cytosolic large ribosomal subunit. Gene Ontology annotation, molecular function: rRNA binding; structural constituent of ribosome. Gene Ontology annotation, biological process: cytoplasmic translation. Lineage: Eukaryota; Fungi; Ascomycota; Lecanoromycetes; Lecanorales; Ramalinaceae. The record is from RefSeq and is a predicted model, not a curated record. Bases 1 to 660 code for a protein of 219 amino acids.
AUGCAAAUAUUGCCCCGAGUCCUUUCUUUUAUUGUUGGGAAAAUUGUUAUAUCCUCCUACGCUGUCUCGCUAGCUACGAUGAGGUACAUACACUCGGAAGAGUCAUUAGCAAUUCCGGACAACGUCAAGGUCCACAUCAAGUCGAGGAUAGUCACCGUUGAAGGACCUCGAGGCAAGCUCGUCAAAGAUCUAUCCCACAUUUCCGUCUGCUUCUCCCGUCCAUCGAAAUCUACCAUCAACAUCGAGCUCCACCAUGGCGCCCGAAAGAGUGUUGCUACACUACGCACAGUCAAGACCUUAAUAAAUAACCUCGUGAUUGGAGUCACCAAAGGCUUUAAAUACAAGAUGCGAUACGUCUACGCCCAUUUUCCUAUCAAUGUGAACGUGGAAAAGAAUUCCGAGACUGGCUUAUUCGAGGUUGACAUACGGAACUUUAUUGGCGAAAAGAUCGUUCGGAGAGUCACAAUGUUGACAGGUGUGACAGUAGAGAUAUCGAAGAACCAGAAGGAUGAGUUACAAUUGACGGGCAACUCAUUGGAGAAUGUAUCCCAGAGUGCGGCAGAUAUCCAACAGAUAUGCAGAGUCAGGAACAAAGAUAUCCGAAAGUUUCUUGACGGAUUAUACGUAUCCGAGAGGGGGAAUAUCGAGGAGGGUGCAUAA